Messenger RNA from Cotesia glomerata, 1933 nucleotides. It is a transcript of the gene dib, whose product is annotated as cytochrome P450 302a1, mitochondrial. Gene Ontology annotation, molecular function: iron ion binding; monooxygenase activity; oxidoreductase activity, acting on paired donors, with incorporation or reduction of molecular oxygen. The transcript is spliced from 9 exons. Lineage: Eukaryota; Metazoa; Arthropoda; Insecta; Hymenoptera; Braconidae. The record is from RefSeq and is a predicted model, not a curated record. Bases 355 to 1899 code for a protein of 514 amino acids.
UGAUCGGAAUAUCAAUGGAGAAUUAAAUUCAAUACUCAAUCGCAAUCACCGCUGACUAACAAAUUUUAGCUCAUCAAAACUAGUCUAUGGUAUCAGUUGAGAAUGUUACUAUCGCACUUAAAAAUCUCAAAGGCAUAUUUUUCUGGGGCACAUUGGUACCUGGCGUUUUUGAAUAUAAUUCACUCUAGACCGAGUAUUUAAACCGGUAGGUCCGCAAAGUCACACUGAUAUAAAACUUUUUAUAGUAUAUUUCAUAACUUUUAACGUAUUUAUCGAAGAUUAUUGCAAAAUUAUUAAACGCGAAAGUAAGCAGUUGAUUGAAUUCCAAAGUGUAGUUGUGUAAUAUCCAAAUUAAUGAAGAUGCAUUUAAAUCGUUCGUGUCAGCGAUUAUUCGGCGGAGCGAAAAAUUACAGCUCAUGUACUGCAACCGGUUUUAAAUUAAAUCCUCGUCCAUUUGAAGAUAUUCCUGGACCAAAAUCACUCCCUAUUAUUGGCACUUUGUAUAAGUAUCUUCCUUACAUAGGAGAAUACAAUUUUAACAAAUUGCACAAAAAUGGUUUCAAAAAAUUGAGUAAAUACGGUCCAUUAGUUAAGGAAGAAAUAGUAUCCGGUGUUAAUAUAGUUUGGGUAUUUCGACCGGAAGAUAUUGCAGAAAUAUUCAAAGCUGAGGCUGGAAAGCAUCCAGAGAGACAUAGUCAUUUAGCGCUUCUUAAAUACCGAAAGGAUAGAAGCCAUGUAUACAACUCGGGAGGUCUUUUGCCCACAAAUGGGUCAGACUGGUGGCGAAUAAGAAAAGAAUUUCAAAAGGCGUUGAGUAAACCACAGAACAUUAUUAAUUAUAUCAAUGUAAUUGAUAAUGUUGUGCGACAAUUUGUUAAAUUAUGUGGAGACAAAAAAUACGAUGACCUUUUAUCAUUGAUAUCGCGACUUUUUCUUGAAUUAACGUGUUUAGUCGCAUUCGAUGUCUCGAUGAACAGUUUUUCCGUAGCAGAGAUGCAAGUUAACUCUCGCAGUUCAAAAUUAAUCGACGCGGCAUUGACGACCAAUAGCGCGAUAUUGAAAUUGGACAAUGGAAUUCAACUUUGGAAAUAUUUUAAGACUCCACUGUACAAAAAAUUGUGUACGAGCCAAAAAUUAAUGGAAGAAGUCGCCAUUGAAUUGGUAAAUAAAAAAAUAGAUGACAUGAAAAAUAAACCAGUGUCCACCAACGAAUCUUUGUUAGAAAUUUAUUUAAAAAACGAAAAUUUAGAUGUAAAAGACGUCGUGGGAAUGGCCUGCGACAUGUUACUGGCCGGAGUCGACACAACUAGCUACAGCCUUGCCUUUGCGCUCUUCCACUUGGGAAAUAAUCCCACAGUGCUAGAGAAACUCCAGACUGAAGCUGCGAGGCUAUUAGUCGAUGAUGCUCCGAUAACCGCAGCUACACUGCGUGAUGCGACUUACACCAAGGCUGUAAUCAAAGAAACUUUUCGUAUGAAUCCAAUUUCUGUUGGUGUUGGGCGCAUCCUUGCUGUGGAUACUGUUUUAAAUAACUUCCACAUACCCGCAGGAACAAUUGUGGUAACGCAAAAUCAAGUUACUUGUCGUUUACCAGAAUACUUUGACAACCCAAAUUCAUUUCUACCCGAAAGAUGGUUGCGAGAUGAUAAAAAUAAAACAAAGAACGGAGCUUCUGUACAUCCUUAUCUAGUUUUGCCAUUUGGACACGGUCCUAGAUCAUGUAUCGCACGCAGAUUAGCUGAGCAAAACCUUCAAAUGGUUCUUUUACGGCUAAGUAAGGAAUAUAAUUUCAAAUGGAAAGGAGGUUUGCUUGAUAACGUAUCUCUAUUAAUAAAUAAACCAGAUUUACCUAUCAAAAUGGAGUUUACUUCGAAAAACAAUGAUCAACUACUUACGUGAACUGUUAUACUAAACGUUAAAUGACAUUAAAUAU